GUCUGCGGCUAGGUAUCCGCGGGCGCUCUUCGGCCCAAAGCGGCAGGUACAGCCGCAUGCAUCUUAUGUCGAACUGUUUCCGGUCCUGGACAACAGUAAACAAAACUACAUCGUUAUCAAAUUUCUAUCUGACAUUGGUCAUGGUAACGACAAGAUCACAAUCAACUGUGACAAAGCAAGACCCGGCGUCCAGCCCUCUACUCACCCCUUCCAAACCCGCCACCAAGAGGAAACGACAAGAACGCGUCUCGCACCACUUCACUCCCCAACGCAAAGCGAAUCGCCCAGUAACCAUCCCACAACCCGAGAACCUGCCCUUUCAGCUCCGUCCCGCAGGAUACGGUCUGAUCCAAGAGCGUAUACAAGAUAGCUUAUACGCCCUCGUAGUCCAAGUCAUCCUCUGGAACCAAACCCACGGCAGCGCAGCUCGCCCUGUACUCUUCCAGACCCUGACAUUAUAUCCCACACCCUUCCACCUAUCCCAGGCGAAGCUCGGUGAGCUGACUGAGAUACUGCAACCCCUCGGUCUGCAUAAUGUUCGUGCCAAACGUCUGAUCGCGCUAGCUGAGGCAUGGAUCGCGGCACCGCCGUGUAAAGAACGGAGGUAUAGAAGAUUGCACUACCCGGAUAGAGGGUGUGGUGCAGAUGUUAAGCGUGAUGAGAUAUUGGGGAUGGGAGAUGAGAGGCAAGGGUGGGAGAUUGCGCAUUUGCCGGGUAUGGGACCGUAUGCGCUGGAUAGUUAUAGGAUCUUUUAUCGGGAUAGGUUGAGGGAGGUUGAGGGGGGUGAACCGGAGUGGAAAAGAGUGCUGCCACUUGAUAAGGAUUUAAAGCCGUAUUUAAAGUGGAGAUGGGCGAAUGAUGGUUGGGAUUGGAAUGAGUUGACUGGCAAGCGCAGAAAGCUCAGUACUGGUGAGACAGACAGAUUCAAAGCGGAAGCCGCUAUGCGGAGCAUAGCUGAUGCAGGAUCUGUUAAGGAAGAACCCGUCGAUGUACGGGAAGUAGACGUCAAGGACGAAGAGCCAGACCCUCAAGAUGAAGAUCUUGUCACCCGCAACAAGAACGCGGCGGCAUGAAGAGAGGCGUCUGAGCAACUGUCGUCCACACUUUCACAUCUUUUGAGCAUCGUACGAUCUUAUGGAUUAUGCUGAGUUGGGUUUUGCUAAGCAGGACAACCAAAAAGAAUCCAUCAAUUCAACCAUGAC
Molecule: messenger RNA, 1202 nt
Organism: Macroventuria anomochaeta
Lineage: Eukaryota; Fungi; Ascomycota; Dothideomycetes; Pleosporales; Didymellaceae
Product: DNA glycosylase
Exons: 1
Coding region: 141-1073 (310 amino acids)
Biological process (GO): base-excision repair
Cellular component (GO): nucleus
Molecular function (GO): catalytic activity; DNA binding
Source: RefSeq, a predicted model, not a curated record